AUUUUUUGUGUAUAUAUGUUUUAUAUAUAUAAAUAUCACAGCAGUAUUACUAAUUGUUAUAAUAAUACAAUCGACAACUUUCGAAAAAAAAAAAAUAUUACUUGUUAUUUUGAUUUAACAGCGUCAAAUUCUAUUAAAAAAUUGGAAGAAAAAGAAUUAACAGAAAUAUCACAAAUAAAUAAUCACAUUUUUUUUGUUGAGACGUCAUGUUCUGAAGACGAAAUAUUUCUAAAUCCUCGACAAGCAUGUGCUGUUGAAUCAGCGGCAAAAAUGAACCCAGAAAUGGAAAUUUAUUUAUUAAUCCUGAGUUCUGCCAAUUUCUCCAAUAAAACGAAGAAUCUUGUUAAUCAUCUUCAAACUUAUAAUAAUGUCAACAUUCGCAAAGUGAUUAUAGGAGAAUAUGUAAAGAAUACAAUUUUGGAACAAUGGUGGGCAAGUGGUAUUUUUCAAUCUAGUCAAUGGCCAAAAGAACACAUGUCUGACGUUUUAAGAUAUCUUACUCUCUUAAAAUUUCCAGGAAUUUAUUUGGACCUUGAUAUGGUGACAAUGUCGUCUUUGAAGUAUUUAGAAGAUUUUGCUGUGGCACAAGAUUCAAAUUAUGUUAAUUCAGCAAUUUUGAAGCUAUCUGCAUCAAAUAUUGGACGAAGAAUAGCUUCUCUGUGUUUAGAAUACCUUACGAAAAAUUUCCAAGGUGAUUCAUGGUUCAACAAUGGGCCGGGAGUCAUAACUAAUAUUUUACGAAAGUUAUGUGGAACUAAGAAAACUUAUGAAAUGUCAAAACAAUCUUGUAGAGGAUUCACAGUUUAUCCACCUUCAACUUUUUAUCCAAUUGAUUAUAGUAUUUGGAUAGAUUUUUUCGAUAGUAAAGAGAAAAAUAAAACGAUGGAAAAAAUUGGCAAAGCUUGGGGGAUCCAUUUGUGGAAUAAACUCAGCACUUCUAGACCUAUUUAUGUUGGUGAAGAUGUUCCUUAUGCUUUAAUUGCCAGUCAGUAUUGUCCUAAAAUUUAUCACAAUUGUGGAGAUAUAUUUUAGUGAAUAUUAUCAAAGCAGUGUUUCUAUAACUUUAUAAAUAAUCAUUUUUAUAUUAACAAUUUUCUCUUUAUAUUUACCAAAUUUUUGACACUCAUAUGAUGUUAUUAAAAUAAAAAAUCUAGCCACGUAAAAAACUUUGAAUAACAAUAUUUUAUUAAAACAUUUUCAAAUUUAAUAUUCUAUGA
This is a messenger RNA of Chelonus insularis, 1217 nucleotides long. RefSeq names its product lactosylceramide 4-alpha-galactosyltransferase-like. Lineage: Eukaryota; Metazoa; Arthropoda; Insecta; Hymenoptera; Braconidae. The transcript is spliced from 4 exons. Gene Ontology annotation, molecular function: alpha-1,4-N-acetylgalactosaminyltransferase activity. The coding region runs from base 16 to 1032 and encodes 338 amino acids. The record is from RefSeq and is a predicted model, not a curated record. Gene Ontology annotation, biological process: glycosphingolipid biosynthetic process.